Messenger RNA from Lycium ferocissimum, 2302 nucleotides. RefSeq lists its product as uncharacterized. Gene Ontology annotation, biological process: SRP-dependent cotranslational protein targeting to membrane. Bases 153 to 2009 code for a protein of 618 amino acids. Lineage: Eukaryota; Viridiplantae; Streptophyta; Magnoliopsida; Solanales; Solanaceae. Gene Ontology annotation, cellular component: signal recognition particle receptor complex; endoplasmic reticulum membrane. The transcript has 10 exons. Gene Ontology annotation, molecular function: signal recognition particle binding; ATP hydrolysis activity; GTPase activity. The record is from RefSeq and is a predicted model, not a curated record.
ACACUAAAUAAAAUACACAUCUUCUUUUCAUAUUUUUCAUUUUUUCCCCCCCUUUUUCUCCUUUUUUUUUUUUUAAUUUCUUUUUUCGUUUCUUUACAUUUUUCUUCUCAGAUUUCUCAGAAUUUUGACAGGGUUGAAUUUAGAAUUUGGAGAUGUUAGAGCAGUUACUGAUAUUCACUAGAGGGGGUUUGAUCCUCUGGACAUAUAAAGAACUUGGAAAUGCACUUAGAGGCUCUCCAAUUGAUACGUUGAUUCGUUCAUGUCUUUUGGAGGAACGUUCAGGUGCUGCAUCAUACAAUUAUGAUGUCCCUGGAGCUGCAUACACUCUUAAAUGGACUUUCCACAACGAUCUGGGACUUGUUUUCGUCGCUGUGUAUCAGAAGAUUCUCCAUCUUUUAUAUGUGGAUGAGUUGCUUGCUAUGGUUAAACGUGAAUUCUCGGAGAUUUAUUAUCCAAAAAAGACUGUCUACAAUGAAUUUGAUGAUAUUUUUCAACAGCUCCGGAAGGAGGCGGAGGCUCGUGCUGAGGAUAUCAAGAAAUCGAAGCAGGUGGGCAAACCUGUCAACAAUAAUCUUGGUAAGAAGCAAGGACAGCUGCAAAAUGGUGGUACUGAUGGAGGCAACAAAAAAAAGGGUGGUGGUGAAUCAGGAAAAGAUGGUGGAGAUGGUGAUAAAGUCAAAGGCAAUGCUAAGGAGAAUGGGCAUUCUAACGGUAGAACUGGAAAUGGAGUAGUACAGGUUAAUUGUAAAGAGAAUGGGAAUUCCACUGAUGGGGCUUUUGAUGUAAAUAAGCUACAGAAGCUCAGGGCUAAAGGUGGAAAGAAAGUAGAUACUGUUGUAAACAAAGGUUCCAAGGCAGAGCCUACAAAAAAGAUAAAGAAGAAUAGAGUUUGGGAUGAUUCACCUAAGGAGUCAAAAUUGGAUUUUACGGACCCUAUGAGUGAGAAUGGGAGUGAGAAUAUAGCUGUUGUGGCAGCAGUAGAAGGUGAGAGCAUGAUGGAUAAAGAGGAGAUUGUGAGUAGUGAUAGUGAGACCGAAGAGGAUGAGGAACCAGGGAAAGAUAACAAAGUUGAGGCAAAGAAGAAAGGCUGGUUCUCAUCCAUGUUCCAGAGUAUCGCGGGGAAGGCAAACUUGGAGAAGGCGGACCUCGAACCAGCUCUAAAAGCGCUAAAGGACAGGCUGAUGACCAAGAAUGUGGCUGAGGAAAUAGCUGAAAAGCUGUGUGAAUCUGUGGCAACAAGUCUAGAGGGUAAAAAACUUGGAUCAUUUACAAGAAUUUCUUCAACAGUUCAGGUAGCAAUGGAGGAGGCUCUUGUCCGCAUCUUGACUCCUAAACGCUCCAUUGAUAUUCUAAGGGAUGUCCAUGCUGCUAAGGAACAAGGAAAACCAUAUGUUGUGGUUUUUGUUGGAGUAAACGGAGUUGGAAAAUCUACUAAUCUUGCCAAGGUUGCAUACUGGCUUUUGCAGCAUAAUAUCAAUGUCAUGAUGGCUGCUUGUGACACGUUCCGAUCAGGAGCAGUUGAACAGCUUCGUACUCAUGCACGUAGACUCCGGAUCCCAAUAUUUGAGAAGGGCUAUGAGAAGGAUCCUGCUAUUGUAGCUAAGGAAGCAAUUCAGGAGACUAAUCGAAAUGGUUCAGAUGUUGUUCUUGUCGAUACAGCUGGUCGGAUGCAGGAUAAUGAACCAUUGAUGCGAGCAUUGUCAAAGCUUAUAUACGUCAAUAGUCCAGAUCUGAUCCUUUUUGUUGGGGAGGCACUCGUUGGCAAUGAUGCUGUAGACCAGCUGUCGAAGUUCAACCAGAAAUUAGGAGAUCUCUCACCCUCACCAGACCCGAGGUUAAUCGAUGGAAUUUUGCUGACCAAAUUUGACACAAUCGAUGACAAGGUUGGUGCAGCGUUAUCCAUGGUUUACAUAUCCGGAGCCCCUGUCAUGUUUGUGGGUUGUGGCCAGUCUUAUACAGACUUGAAGAAGCUGAAUGUCAAGUCCAUUGUCAAGACACUCCUCAAAUGAGAACUCCAUGUCUGUCUAAAAACUUGGUUUGGCUUUAACAUGUUGUCCUUAGAGAAAAUGAAACACUUUAUAAUGUUUGCUGCAGUUUGUUUGUAUACUCUCCCAUCUGUGAUCUCACUGUUUUGACCUCUAAGGUGAAUCAAAACCCCUUUUUCUUAUGAGUUAAGUCAUGUAUAUUGUCAGUGUAAAAAAGUUUCAUAGUAUCAAGUCACCUUUAUCUAUUGUAAUAGAUAAUCAACUUUCUUUCAAGAUUAUAAGUCCUACUUAUCGAGGCUUGUAGCUUGUUUGGCCAA